GCCCUCUUGAGAGAACGUCGAAUCUUUGUGGAGUCCCCAUGAUGCAGCUCGGGCAGGGAAGUGGAAAACAGAGUUGAUUUUAGGUUAGGACCAAAUCUGUGGCUUUUCCACCAGGCUAAUACUUUCAUACAUAUGCAGUUAAAGUAGCAGUAGCACAAUUAAUGGCAUGUUACCUGAUUUCCUUUUUUGAAGUUAGCUCGCGGUGAAUGGAGACGAGUCCCUAUUCAGUCAAAACAAAACAAACAAACCAAAUAUUUCACAGUCACUGAAACUCAGUAAUGGUAGGCGGUGUUUAAAUCCAAGUUAGGAGGGACUGUGGGCCGGGCUCGGUUCUAGGUGGAGUUUAUCAUGCGUAUAAAUGAUCUUUCUCUGCUUUGCUGCCGCCCCUGCAAACUCAUUCACACCUAAACGUCUCCACUUUGUUACGGCACGAAUCCUGCAUCCAGCCCCACCAUGUCUUUCAUCAGAGAGUUCAUGAUGCAGACGGUUUAUCUCGGCAUGCCAGAUGAGUCAGUAUUAAAGAACGAGGGGACAGUGAAGGGAGCACGCGACUUUAGCGCCAGUGGCGAUGCAGCAGUCAUGGACCAGGCAAUCAAGGCAAAAGGUGUUGACGAGAACACUAUUAUUGAAAUCCUGGUGAAGAGGAGCAAUGAGCAGAGGCAGAAGAUUAAAGAAGCGUACCAACAGGCCAAUGGAAAGCCUCUGGAGGCAGCACUGAAGAAGGCUUUGAAGGGAGAUUUGGAAGACGUGGUCAUGGCUCUGCUAAAAACACCAGCCCAGUAUGAUGCCCAGCUGCUGAAAAUGGCCAUGAAGGGCAUGGGGACUGAUGAGGACACCCUGGUUGAGAUUUUAGCAUCCCGAACCAAUACAGAGAUUCUGGAUAUAAAGAAGGCCUACAAAGAAGAUUACAAGAAGGACCUGGAGGAAGACAUCAGAUCUGACACCAGUGGCGAGUUCAGAACUGCACUCCUUACGCUCUGCAAGGCUAACCGCACUGAGGUAGUGUGUGAUCAGCUGAUUGACAGUGAUGCCAGGUCUCUGUAUGAGGCUGGUGAGGGCAGGAAAGGCAAAGACUGCUCCGUCUUUAUUGAAAUCCUCACCAGCAGGAGCGCCCCUCAUCUCCGUCAAGUGUUUGAGAGGUACUCAAAGUACAGCAAGGUGGAUGUGGCCAAAGCAAUUGACCUGGAGAUGAAGGGCGAUAUUGAGAAUUGCCUCACAGCAGUAGUCAAGUGUGCUGGGAGCAGGCCUGCUUUUUUUGCUGAGAAGCUCUACUUGGCCAUGAAGGGAUCCGGAACCCGCAAAAACAUUCUUACCCGUAUCAUGGUGAGCCGCUCCGAAAAAGACUUGAAACUAAUCAAGGAUGAGUACAAGAAGAAAUACGGCAAAACACUGUACCAAGAUAUUCUGGAUGACACUAAAGGAGACUAUGAGAAGAUUCUGCUGGCUCUGUGUGGGAGUGAGAACUGAUUUCUCAUCUGACUAUGAGCUCACAUACAGCCGAUAAGGUCAUGUAACUGAAGAAUUGCGUCCAAUGCCCAGCUGUGUCAAAUACGUAACCUACUGCCAUGAUAAGUAGUCGAUAAUAACAGCAAAGAGCAAAGACUAACACCAAUUUAGCAUUGCUUCAGCACAUUUUCUUUGAAUUUCAUUUUAAAUCCAAAACACUGUUACCUCACCAUACAUUUAUUUGAUUUAGCCAUCAGACGGACAUGCAGAUUGUGUUGUUUCGGUGGAGUGACAUAAUUGGUGCAACUGGUGCUUGUAACCGAAGGAGCUUUGACAUCCUGCAAAUAAAAGCUUUUUUUCUA
Messenger RNA from Doryrhamphus excisus (bluestripe pipefish), 1808 nucleotides. RefSeq names its product annexin A1a (gene anxa1a). The record is from RefSeq and is a predicted model, not a curated record. Gene Ontology annotation, biological process: signal transduction; cellular response to glucocorticoid stimulus; phagocytosis. NCBI's taxonomy places the organism in Eukaryota, Metazoa, Chordata, Actinopteri, Syngnathiformes, Syngnathidae. Gene Ontology annotation, molecular function: calcium ion binding; calcium-dependent phospholipid binding; phosphatidylserine binding. Gene Ontology annotation, cellular component: vesicle membrane; cytoplasm; plasma membrane.